Molecule: messenger RNA, 2154 nt
Organism: Musa acuminata AAA Group (dessert banana)
Lineage: Eukaryota; Viridiplantae; Streptophyta; Magnoliopsida; Zingiberales; Musaceae
Product: BTB/POZ domain-containing protein At5g60050-like
Exons: 2
Coding region: 120-1658 (512 amino acids)
Molecular function (GO): protein binding
Source: RefSeq, a predicted model, not a curated record
CCGGCCUCUCACGCGUCGUUUGCGAGAGGAGCCUAAAGGUGACGUCUCGCUCUCUUCCGUUCCCGUUUAGACCGGCGGCGGCGGAGCACCCGAUCCCGCUUCAGUUCUCGCGCCCUGAUAUGGCUGAGGCGGCCGAGAACCUGUUGAAGUCCGGCGAGGUCUCCGCUAUGAUCCGCCAAGGCUUCAUCUCUUCCCCUCGCCUCUCCCCCACGUCCUCCCCUCCGCCGCCUGCCACUGCGACGGCGGUCCACCCUUCCCCUCCGCGCCCUUCGGUCCCGUCUCCCAAGUCUCCUACCCUCUUCGAGAUGAUCACGCAUGAGGACCUCGCCCGCCGAGUCUCCUCGCGGACUCACCCCUCCGGCGACCAGAAGCGGCUCCGUCUGCUGGAGAGGAUCGCCGCGAUGAUCGCCAAGGAGGGCCCCGGUGACGUGGAACUUUCCGUCAGCUCCGGCGACGGGUUUCGAGUUCCCAUGGCAGUACACCGCCGGGUGCUGGCGGCGGGGAGCCGGUUCUUCGCGGAGAAGCUGGCGGGGAUAGGAGGCGGGCCGGGGCGCCCGGUGAUGGUGGAGAUCUGCGACUGCGAUGACGCGGAGGUGUACGUGGAGGUGGUGGGGCUGAUGUACUCCACCGAUCUGAGGCGGAGCCUUGCCGGUGAGGACGUCGAGAGGGUUCUAGGACUGCUCAAGGUAUCUGUGGAUAUAAAAUUCGACGAUGGGAUUUCGGCAUGCCUUGACCAUUUGGAAGCCAUACCUUGGUCCGAGGAUGAGGAGGAGAAGGUAAUGUCUACUCUCAGCAAGCUUCCGAUUCGGCAAUUACAUGAGUCGAUCGAACGAGUCCUACAAAGGGUUUCGGUGGAGCCUUCGACUUCUGCAAAUGCCGACUCCAUUGUGGUAAAUGUUCUGCAUGGUGUUUUGCAAGCUAAGGACAAGAAAUCUCGUCGAGAUAUGAAAGCCUUAAUAGCUCGCUUGCUUAGGGGAGACCUAAAUCGAAGUGAUAUCCGCUACAAGAAUCUUGAAGUCCCGAGGGAAACCCUUUACCAAUUGUGCCACAAACAUAUGGAUUGUCUUAUGCUGUUGUUAUCUGAGGCUGCAAAUAUAGUUGAAGGUCAGGGGGAUCGUGCUGCCUUGAUGGGUGAGGUCGCUCGAGAAGCUGAUAACGUGCAGUGGCUUGUUGACAUUCUGAUAGAUAAGAGGAUUGCUGAUGAGUUUGUGAGUUUGUGGGCCAAUCAGAGUGGGCUCGCCACUUGCCAUUCCAAGAUACCAUGCAUAUAUAGAUUUGAGAUCAGCAUGAUCACUGCUCAGCUGUGUGUUGCAAUCGGCAAAGGACAAAUUUUAGUGUCCAAAGAUGCAAAAGUUUCUCUUUUGAGGACAUGGCUGGAAGCUCUUUUUGAGGACUUUGGUUGGAUGAAGAGAACUUCUAGGACUUUCAACAAGAAGAUGGUAGAGGAUGGGCUCUCUGCGACAAUCUUGACGUUGCCCAUGGCAGAACAACAAACAAUUUUGUUGAGAUGGUUUGAUUGUUUUCUGAAUAAAGGUGAUGACUGUCCCAACAUCCAAAGAGCCUUUGAGAUCUGGUGGAGGAGAGCUUUCAUUAGACAGUACGCAGGGGAACAUGAUCACUCUCAUCUGCAGAUGGUUGAUUCCGAUAACCACAUAUAAAGGUACUCUCACUAAGUAUAACUGUAUCAAUCCAAUGAUGUCAAUAGUCGUCAUGCGAACACUAGAUAGAAGCAUUCUUUUCUUUGUCCAUACAUUUCAUUUCUGCUCAUGAUUGUGUUGCGGAGUCAUUCUUUUGAAUUCCGUUGGAAGGGAAAACAAAUGAGAGGAUGAAUACUUCCCAUGAACGGUCAUACGAAUGAGAAAUGCAAAGUUUUGGGUGAAGCAUUAUUUUAGUCUUACUAUGAUACUGUUGGUAGUUGAUCCAUUGUGUGUUUUCAAUCUUUCACACUAUCAUGUGGAAAGUAUGAAUGCAUAUUGCAAUAUAAGCGCACCGUCACAACAUAUUUGGAUUGUGUAUUCAUUGCUAGACAAUAAUAAAAUGUGAGACGCUCCGAGACAGUAUAUAGCAGUUGAGAAAUGUCACAUUAAGGAAUUGAAAUAUAUUUAUCGGGAAAAUGACAUCAUUUAGAGAAGUAGAGGUAUUAAUUUGCAUUUC